AUGGCACUCACCGCCCUCGUCCUCUGCGGCAAAAUGCCCGCCCACAUCCAAGGCCUGUCCAAACUCCUCGCGCCCGACGGCUAUGACAUAAUCCACGUCUGCUCCACCCUCCCCUCCGCCCUCAGCGAACUCCCCGCCCUCCUGGGCGACCAAACCCCACCCCCCACCCCCUCCUCCGGCUACGGCUCCAACCUCACCUCCGCCACACCCAUCCCCGGCACCGCCGUGCGCGCCAUCCUCGUCGGCGGCGGCUACAGCCCCGACGACUUCGCGCAGAUCAAGAACGCUUGCGACGCCGUCAGGCCGCUGCCGUACUUCCGCGCCGAUAUCAGCAAGCCUAGGCCUGAUGGGGCGGCGCCGACCGGGCCGCCGGCGCCCGAGGAGUUGAGGAGGAGGGUGUUGGAGGCUAUGGCGGGGGCGGAGAGGGAGGGGCAGGGGUGGAAGGCUGGGGUCUAUUUGUUUUGA
Molecule: messenger RNA, 465 nt
Organism: Cyphellophora europaea CBS 101466
Lineage: Eukaryota; Fungi; Ascomycota; Eurotiomycetes; Chaetothyriales; Cyphellophoraceae
Exons: 2
Coding region: 1-465 (154 amino acids)
Source: RefSeq, a predicted model, not a curated record